Morone saxatilis (striped sea-bass) is the source of this 7158-nucleotide messenger RNA. Its product is annotated as vascular endothelial zinc finger 1-like. Gene Ontology annotation, biological process: regulation of transcription by RNA polymerase II. NCBI's taxonomy places the organism in Eukaryota, Metazoa, Chordata, Actinopteri, Moronidae. The record is from RefSeq and is a predicted model, not a curated record. Gene Ontology annotation, molecular function: RNA polymerase II cis-regulatory region sequence-specific DNA binding; DNA-binding transcription factor activity.
GUUCAGCCCUGGGGGUUACAGGAAGUUGUAGCUGCCAUGUUUAGCUGCUUUGUUGUAGAUUCCUUGUAGGUUUCCUGCAGAUUUUAGCUUGUGUUGCCAAGUGUUGCAAUGGAACCGAGCUGGAGUACGUUUUUAUUCCAACAGGCCAAUGAGGCUCUGCAUCACCAGCACCAAGUAGCCGGGAACAGCCUCUUGCCUUUGCUCAGUUCUGGAACAGAGCCACCUGAUCAGAAACCGGUGCUGCCCAUUCCCUUGGACCAGAAACCCCCUGUCAGUGCUGCAGAACUUCUUAAAGACAAUGUUGCUAGUGGGACUGGCGGGGGAGGUGGUGGAGGGCCUCCAAUAGCUGUGGUGAAAAAGGAGCCUAAAUCAAAGACACCCUUCAUCUGUGGCUACUGCAACAAGGCCUUCCGAGACAGCUACCACCUGCGGCGGCAUGAGUCUUGCCACACUGGCAUUAAGAUGGUUUCGCGGCCUAAGAAGACACAAACAGCCCCCACCAUGGUGCCGCUCAUAUCCACUGUACCACGUGAGAAUAGCGGAAAUCCUUCAUACAUUACUACUGUAGCUGGUAUCCUGACUACAGCCACCACGUCAACAUCCACAGGCACUAGCAUCAUGACCCCAAUGCAGCACCAACAGCAACAGAGUAUCCCCAAAAAGCCCCCCAAACCAGUGAAAAAGAAUCACGGCUGCGACAUGUGUGGUAAGGCCUUCAGAGAUGUGUACCACCUCAACCGCCACAAGCUGUCACACUCUGAUGAGAAGCCGUUCGAGUGUCCCAUCUGCCAGCAGAGGUUCAAGAGGAAGGAUCGCAUGACAUACCAUGUCCGCUCCCAUGACGGUGGAGUUCACAAGCCUUACAUCUGCUCUGUCUGUGGGAAGGGCUUCUCCAGGCAUAAGUGACUGGCAGUGGAACCACUCAGGGCCACGAAAAGGUGAGUUGACGGUAGGAGAGAUUUUAAAUAACUCCUUCCAAGUCCUAAUUGACAACUCUCACAAAGAUGCCAACAACGUGCACAACAACUCGGCCAGUACGACGCCAGUCACCAACUCAGCAGCUAUCACCUCAGCUGUAAACCGUGGCGGCAACGCCAGCAAUCCCGUCACCAUCGCCGCUCAGAUGAACAUCGCCACCAGCACGGUCAACAUCACGUCGCCAGUCAACCUGCAGCACCCAGUCACCAUCACCGGCCCUGUGAACUUGGCCUCUGUCAACAUCCCUACAACGGCACACAUGAAUAUCGCCCACCCGGUGGCUAUCACCACUCCCAUGCCCAUGAAUAUCACAGGGCCGCUCAACAUUGCCAUGAGGCCCAUGGAGAGCAUGCCUUUUCUAUCCCAAGUUCUGCCUUCCUCCCCUCCCUGGUAGAGCCCUUUUAGCCCAUGUAAGAGCUGGUCAUGUUUUAACUGCCUAAUAAUGGAUGAGCCUGUCAAAUCUUAGUAAAGGCCCUCUAAAUGGGUUGAUAGUGUAUUAAACUUGAAAAGGUGAUAACUAAUGUAAUACAACCACAGAUAGUAACCAGUGAUUACGGCAUAAUUUGUCAAUUCUGAAUUUUAUUUGUAUUUAUAGAACAAACGUUUCAGAUACCCUUAAUCACUGUUGGGCUUACAGUCAUGUUAGGGGUCCAGCUAAUGAAUACUUUCAUUAUCAAUUAAUUUAUAUGUUUCUUGAUUAAUUGUAAUUAAAAUCAGACAGUUCUUAAAGAAUCUCUCAAUGUGGUGAAAACUGUUGGCAAAUCAGUUUAUUAGUCAUCAACUAAGCUGCAGAGUAUUGGCCUACAUAGCAUAUGCACUUCACAGGAGAAUCCGUCAAAUCAACGGUUUAUUCUAUCAUAGGUAGUGUUUUUUUUAUAUAUAUAUAUUUUAGAUAUUGUAAUAUAGGACAUUUCUAGAAAUUGAAUAGAGAAAAGUUUUAUUGAUUCCAGAUGGAAGUUUCUGUUUUUGGCUAACCCAGUGAAUUAAUUAUAUGACAGAUCAAGGUACUUAACACAUUGAUGCAAAAACUCAAUCACCAUAAAGCAGUCCUGUUCAUGGAUUUACAAUAUUGCCCUCACUGCCCUGAUAGUGCAGAAGUGAGAGAUACCUCAUUGUAAACCAUAUGGCAUCAAUUCUGAUUGAAUUCUGAGUUAAUCUGUCGUACUGCUCACAGCUCUUUACCUAUUAGUUGAGUUUCUGAGGGCCAAGUUGAUCUCAGAUAUGAACAGAUAAUCUGAUGCCUAAGUGUCAUUUAUUAAUUUCUCCUUUAGCUAUCAACUGCAUUUCACAGUCUUCAUCAGAGGAUGGGGGUUACACAGUUGUUAAAGUGUGACCUCCAGAACUCCAGGCAUAACAGGUGAUCAUAUGGUCUUUAUUGGCCUCCAUCUACUGAUCAAGACCAUGGUAUACAGUUGAAAGCUUGCAAGUGGUCUUGAAGAUUAUUUAGUCAAACUACUGUCUCCAAUGUCAAGGGUGCUCUGAUAAACUCAUAUUUCUUACCUCUUGACUACUUGAAUGAUGUCACAGGCCGCAGAAUACUUCAGAUAACUUAUUUCACAUGCUAAUGUGACCCCAUGCCUUCAGGUGGGGAGGACGUUCUGUGCAGACCUUGUGUAUGUAAAUAAUGACCAUUUUAUGCCAAAGAUUUUCUAAGUAUAGUGUUUCCCCCUGAAUGCUAUAUUUUAACACAUAAGGGGGAAACCUUUUAAACAGCAUUGAGACCUUCAUGGGACACUAAAUUCUCCUUUUAAAACACAGUAAUGAAAUUUGUCCCUGCAGCCACCCACCCUUCAUCACUGUACUACCACCUCUGGAGCUGCGGUGUGGUGUGAGCCAACACAUACUGGGGUUUACCCAGUUACAUUGAAAUUUCCCAUCAUAUUAUUGCAAUAAUAAUUCAACGUUUUGCAUCAUUUUAAUACGUGAUCAUUUGUAUAUUAAUGUUAAAUUGCUUGCAUUACUGUAAGUUUAUCACAUUCAAAAGGUUUCAUUACACUUUCAAACUAGUGUUUUCUUCCACUGUAAGAUGGUUUCAUAUUAUUGGGCAGUUACUACAAUAUCAGCUGCUGCAUGUUCACCCAUAUUGUUUGCAUUUAUCCCCAUGCUUACCCCUUUUUCAAACUUGAGUAGUUUGUUUUACUCUGACAGAUAGUUGAGGCUGAGUCGGCUCAUAGCAGCAGUGUUGGCAGUUAACACAUUAUACGCUGUGCAGAUGCAAACCCUCUUAGAGCCCUUUUCCAAAGUCUUUCAUUUCUCUUUAGCCACUGAAGGACUGUGUAGGUCUUGUAAAAGUGACCAGUUGAAAAUGAUUUCAUCAACUGGCCAUCUGACUAUAAACAUGGUGAUGCGUGAUACCUUACUAUACCUUAGGCAUUGUUUAACAACUCCUUAAAUGGAAGUGUAUUGCUGGAGUUGUUCUUAAAUGCUUCCAGUUAAGGCAAAUAUUGUCAUGUUCUUUUUUUCUAUUGUUCUUUUUAGUGGACUUAUCAGUAUUUGAUAGUUUAUGUAUUUUAAAGUUUAAUUAUAAACAAACAAAGCUUCCAUUUUGGGGGAGGGGGAGUGAUUUUGUGGAGUUCACUGAUGGUUCAGAGGCUGUUUUGAUCAACCAGUCCCCCUAUGUCUGUAUUUUAAAACAGCUGGAAACCAGUCACUCGUAAUACUCUACACAAGUUUGUGUGACAUCUGUUUGGGAAUUUUUGUAUGUAUUUAUAUCAGGACAUGACAGUUGAAGGUACAGCAAAGAGGAAAUGUGUCGUACUGAAAGCAUGUCCCCUAGGUUUUGCCCUUAAAAUGGCAGUAUUAUCAAAGGUCAAAUGAUUUUAAAUUUUGAUUACUGAGGACUUUAAUUGUAGAGGUCAAGAGAGCCAUCCAGUGGCUCAUUAGACUCUGUACUACAAAAGCGGUCCCAAAGUUAACUUUUGUGCUAUGUUCAGUUGGUUAGAUUGUUUACUUUAGCAGGUAUAGGAUCCCAUCACUGUCAGUCAAACUCAGGAAGGUUACUGAGAAAAGUCUUAACACCAUGUUCAACAAUUUACACACUGACCAUUUCUUUGUAAAUAUGAAACACUAUUUUAUUGCCUUUUACCUGUGGGAGGGGGAUCCUCUCUACAUACCACAGGCUAGCAAUGCAAGAACUCUAUCACCACUGAUGUGGCCGUCCAUCCUGGAGAGGACAGGGAAACGAGCAGAGUAAAGGAUAAGGCUGGUGUCAGUAUCUUUUUAUUAUCAACGAAUCCCAUAAAAAGGCUAAAAAACAAACCAAUGUCACCUGUAACUACGGCUGGAUAUAGCUUCUGCUGCCGUUACCAUACCAUACCAUACCAAAAACAGUUCACCCUUUUUACAGUUUUAUGGCAGUGUUAGUAAUAUGAGGCUGUAACUACCCGUCAUAUGUCGAUUAUUAUUAUUGUUAUUAUUUUAGAUAGUAACUCCAGCCUUAUCCUUUUACAGAUUCAUUUUCUCUCUAGAUCUCACUUGCAUAGCUCAGAGUGUUGUUUAUUUUUUUGUUAUUUUAUUAUUGUUGUUUUUUUUUAAUCCUGGCAGUUUAUCUUUAGUGGAAAAUUGAGGCUGUGGUCACAAAGGAGGCUUCAGUGUCCUGCUCAAAGCUCAGGUGUACCUGAAAAAGCAAGAUGUCACACCUACCCACAUACCCACACCUCUUGCUGUGUGGGUAUUGUACCUCUGUGUAUACUAUUUCUGGAGUCCACUUGAAGGAUGUGUUCCCCUAGGCCCCUUUUCCACCAAGUUAGUUUUUGGGACCUUGGUGUUAUCUAGCAUAUGAGCCCAAGUUUCAACAAUAGUAAUCACAUGCAUCACCAACAUAGGGCACUCCACAAUGCACAACGACCUGUAGAAUAUGACACACCCAAAACCUGCAAUUUUUUGGUUCCAGUUGGGAAUAACUUUUCAGGUUCCGAACCAAUUUAUUUUUGGUCAGAGUGCCCCACACUGUUCAAAACUACAUGCUUGAAGCAGAAUGGAGUCAGUUCCCAGUUGGUGGAAAAGGCCUAAAGGACUGCGACCGUGCAGACCGUCCACAUGGUCACAACAAAUUGGCAGUACACAGAUGUCUGCACUGCAUUUUGGGUUGAUGGCUUGAAGCUGACCCAUAGUGUUGAUAUUUUACAGUCUGGGAAUGAGACAAAACUAUCAACUAUCGUUCUCGACUCUGAUUGGUUGUUUUCAUUCAGUCCCAGUGGAUUCUUGCAAAUGCCAUUAGCAGCACUAGGAGGAGCCAGAGGAACCUGAUUGUUGCACAGAAUAUCUGUCUCAUGUACUACUGUCAGGAUAUAGUGAAAGUUUCAGUGAAUAUGAGAAGACAUAUUUUUAUAAAAGUUACCUACUGCAGCUUUAAUGGACAGGGAGAAAAACUGCAGCAAAAAGUGAAUCAUAUCUUCCAACAGCUCCACCUAGAGUCCCCGUUGGAGUACUGCGCUGUGCCUGAAUUUCAGACGUGUUCAAUGCAACGCAUUCAGAACAGGUUUACAGAACUCACCAGGUCACGACCAAACCCGUGGACCGUGACUGAACAAAGUCUCCUUUGUGAUCGCAGCCUCAGUAUUUCCUGCACCAGGCUUUGCAUACUGUCCCACAGUUCCCUGGCUGUGUGUUUCUUGGAGAACCCAAGUGAAUUAGUUUGUAGAUGUGAAGCCUUUUAGUAGUUAAGGGCCUUUUCUUUCAGUGCAGGAACUCUGAAGCACUUGCAGCAAACUGUAGGUUGUGCACACUACAGAAGAGUGGUACUUAGAGGUGCAUUUCAAUGAGGUGGAAUGAGACAAUGAUUGGUGUUUGUUUUAUAGUUCACCUGGCCACAUCUGCAUUUUGGCAGCCCAGAUGUUCGGCCCAAUAAUUUCAUUGUAUGCAUGCCAACACUGUCCACCAAAGGAGAUGCUCUAAUGUGGAACAGCAUUAUGAACUGAUUCCCAUUCCCGUUUCCCAUCUUUUUUUUUUUUUUUUUUCUUUUCCAAUGUUGCAUGUGGAUGACUGACCUUGUCCAGUGUAGGUUUGAGUUCAACAACCGUUAUUAGAAGGGUAGUGAAUUUUUAUGAAAACAAAACACUAAAAAAAAAUUAGGAUGAAAGGAAGUGUGUGGUGUCAAUUGUCCUUCUCCAGUGGCCGUAAACAAAGUGUGCCUGAAAUACUUUGCAAGACUUUUCCACGCGUCGAUGCUUCCUCCUCUAGAUGUGCUGUGUGGUGGAAUCGUUUUGUGAAAGAAGCCUUCAUCAGUUCAGACGGCCGAGGGCCCCACAGUUCUGACAGCCAAAACCAUGUUGUGAUUAGCUUUUUUUUUCAUUAUUAUUUUACACCCAAUGAUUGUGAAGUUAUUCUACUUCAGGAACAACCUUAAAUUAUGAAUUGACAUCUUUAUUUGAGGUCCUAUAAAUGUAUUGGUGAUAUCAAACCAUGUGGUUUAAUUUUUUAAUUUGACUCCAACCUAAUGUGAAAAACAAACCAUUUAUUUGGGCAAAAUAAUUUGGUAACUUUUUUUUCUUUCUUUUCUGUGAAGUUUGUAUGAUGAAUUUGGCAGAUGUGAAGGCAAAUGAAUGUAUAUCUUUGUACAAACCAUUUAGUUCAGAGGACAUGUUAGUUAUGACACAUGCAAGAAAAAAAACCUUUUAUAAAUCUUUUUGUAUUAGAACAUUAACAAUGGUAAUUUUUGUAUAUACAAAGGUUAGGCUUUCUGAUUAGCAGAAAGGUAAAACAUUCCUACAUUUUUUUUAAAUGUAUGUCCAUUGAGAAUAAUUAUGGAAACAUAUGCGCAAUGUUUUAUGUGCCUUUUAUUUGGGUUUGUCUAAAUAAAAGAAAACAAUAAAACAUGAUUGUGGACUGUCCAUGCUGAGUCCCACAGAGGAAAGUCAAUCCUGUCCAUCUCAGCUGAAUCUCCAGACUGCCCCCCCCUCUCCCCGCACUCAAGACACUCCCCUAGAUCAGGACUCCUUUCUGGUCUUAGAUGCUUUUCCUAGCUUUAGUUGAGGUUUCUGGGAGGCUGAGAUUGUCGGUUAAGUCCCCGGUCUGUACGGAUGGCUCCUCACUGUUGGCCUGCUCAUGAUGAAAGUGCCUCUGUGACUUCGCUUAUUGGAGUGGAUUGUGGGGGAUUUGUGCCAAAUCAUGGUCUGUAUGUGACGACAAAAACAUUUCGGUGUUUUUUCAUUCUUUAACUAUUAAACUUGGAAAAUGUGA